AUGCUCCUCACCGUGAGAGUGCACAACGCCGGCGUGUACUCCCUCGAUUUCGGAGGGGUUGACGUGGCGGUGUCUUACAGAGGGAGGAGGCUGGGGCACGUGAUAUCGGAGCACGGUCACGUGAGUGCCAGGGGAUCGUCCUACGUGGACGCUGACGUGGAAUUCGCGGGAAUCGCGGUGGUGCCUGAGAUGAUGCUGUUUCUAGAAGACCUUGCAAAGGGUGCAAUUCCCUUCUUUACGGUUUCUCAGGUCAACGGUCAAAUGGGCCUUGCCUUCUUUCACUUCCCCAUUCAGGCAAAACUAUCAUGUGAAGUAUUGGUGAGUACAGUAAACCAGACAAUUAUUCACCAACAUUGUCUCCAUGAGUGCAUUGAUGACAACACAAAAGAAGAAAAAGAAGAAAAGGGCAAGCCUAAGAACAUUGUGGAGGAAGAUCAAGAGGGAAAAGAGGAGGUUUCUGAUGAGUUCUUCAACGGUGGUUCAUUUCCAAUAUGA
This is a messenger RNA of Arachis ipaensis, 495 nucleotides long. RefSeq lists its product as uncharacterized. Gene Ontology annotation, biological process: defense response to other organism. The record is from RefSeq and is a predicted model, not a curated record. Lineage: Eukaryota; Viridiplantae; Streptophyta; Magnoliopsida; Fabales; Fabaceae.